AUGUGGAAAAGAUUUUCCUAAAUUAGCAAAACUUCGUAUACAUCUAGAACGAAAAAAUCUAUGUAAACUUAAUAUUCCAAAUUCUAUUACAAACACAAAGUGUCCUGCUUUGCAGACCCCAUUACAACAAAAUUUAGCUAUAAAUCAAAUUCCGAUACAAACCCAUGUUCUAAUAGGUGAUUUAAUCCAAUUGGAUAAUACACCCUCAUCACCUAUUCAAAAUAUACCCAAAAAUGAUACAGAAUA
Molecule: messenger RNA, 246 nt
Organism: Racocetra persica
Lineage: Eukaryota; Fungi; Glomeromycota; Glomeromycetes; Diversisporales; Gigasporaceae
Source: the annotation of a GenBank genome assembly